CCGCAAUCGUCAGAACAUCAAACAGCUCAGCUUCCGGCACGGGCACAACACGACAUGUCUAAUGGUUGAAAAGACCACCGGAGGCCGCCAAUACUGCUGAGAUUCUCCAAAACCCCAUCUCUAGCUACAGCAGUACCAGCCGUAGCCCCAGUCCCAGCCUCAACCAUGCAAGCCGCACUCGAACCUUUCCAUGAGGCAUAUGCCACAGGAUUGGCGCAGCCCGUCGCAGACUUUCUCAGCCCAGUUGCGCCUGCGCAUGAUCCUGGGCGGCUAUAUGAAUUCUAUCGCGCAUCCAACGGAGAUAAGAUCGAGGGCGAUGUUCGCUAUGCGCUCAAACACAACAAGAGCACGCGCAUGACCAACAAAGAGAGCGGUGCUUGGGUUGAUAUCAUUGCUGGUUAUUGGCGCGCUGUCAGGGAGAUUAUAAGGUCGGACGAGGCUGCAAACCAGGACAAGCUCAACGAGCGCCAAUUCGUGGCAGUGUAUGAUGCUUGGAAAGACUUGACCAGCAGCUUUAUCAAGCACAUAUCGGCUGGGCUACUGCCACCGUGGGCCAUCUUUACGCUGUAUUUCACUGCGAACCAUCUUAGGAAGAUAGCUAUCAAAGCAGACGAACAGUUGGCCAAGUCGAAAUCAGCAACUCCCAGCACGGGAUUUUCAGACGAUAUCGUGAGCACUAUUCCUCAGAACCAAAAGCUUGAAGAGGCUGCUCGAGUCUUCAACAGGAUCUUUGCGCUAUGCCUUGGUGAUAGAAACCCAGACAUGUCCGAGUCCCGUAAAUGGGGUGUGUACUGCAUAGCCAAUCUCCAGUUCAAGACAUACUUCAAGUUGAAAGCCAUCAGUCUAUCCAAGAACGUGGUGCGAUCGAUCGAAGCGCAGUCCGACCUACCUACAUUCGAGCUAUACCCGCGCGCCCAUAGGGUAACAUACAAGUACUAUCUUGGAGUGCUCUCGUUUCUGCAGGAGGACUAUGCCAAGGCAGAAAGGAGCUUGCAGCAAGCAUGGGAGUCCUGCUAUUCGCGGUCGCAACAUAACAAAUCCUUGAUCCUCACGUACUUGAUUCCUUGCCGCCUCAUCACCCAGCACAAGAUUCCGACAACAAGCCUUCUCGCAGAAGCCCCGCAUCUGCAGCGCACCUUCGGGCCUCUUGUAUCGUGUAUAAAACGUGGAGAUCUUACGGGCUUCGACAGAGCCCUUGCGGAGGGCGAACCCGAGUUUGUCAAGCAGCGCAUAUUCCUCACCCUAGAACGAAGUCGCGAUAUUGCCCUGCGCAAUCUUCUCCGAAAAGUAUACCUUGCCGCCGGCUUUGACGAUCUCAAGGAAGGACAAACGGAGAAGGACAGAAUACGCAAGUCGCGCAUACCACUAGCGCAUUUCGCAGCCGCACUCAGAAUGGGGACUGCAGGCGAAGGCAGCGGCCAAGUCGUGGAGGACGAUGAGGUGGAGUGCUUAUUGGCGAACCAAAUCUACAAGGGCCUGAUGAAAGGCUAUAUCUCGCGCGACCAUGGAAUAGUAGUCAUGAACAAGAAGGGAGCAUUCCCCGGGACAGGGGUCUGAUGCCUAAACUCUACUUUGGCCCGCCGCCUUGCGUUAAGUAGAGUCACCACACCACCUCAACAAGAUUCUUGGCUUUGUGGGAAUAUGACUCUGGCAUAUCACUAACACUGUGCAUGUGCACAAGGGCAUGCGUCUUGGGUUCGUUGCACGUACGAAUGGUACAUUCAUAGAACUUUGGCAAAAUUAUAAGAAUAGGAGAAAAUUCAAACAGCAUACCCAGGUCAUGGUACUAGCUAAAUCCCUCUUGC
This is a messenger RNA of Bipolaris sorokiniana ND90Pr, 1805 nucleotides long. RefSeq lists its product as uncharacterized. The transcript has 6 exons. The record is from RefSeq and is a predicted model, not a curated record. Bases 166 to 1557 code for a protein of 463 amino acids. Gene Ontology annotation, molecular function: RNA binding; double-stranded DNA binding. Gene Ontology annotation, biological process: poly(A)+ mRNA export from nucleus; transcription elongation by RNA polymerase II; post-transcriptional tethering of RNA polymerase II gene DNA at nuclear periphery. Lineage: Eukaryota; Fungi; Ascomycota; Dothideomycetes; Pleosporales; Pleosporaceae. Gene Ontology annotation, cellular component: transcription export complex 2.